Messenger RNA from Nylanderia fulva, 2510 nucleotides. RefSeq lists its product as uncharacterized. The record is from RefSeq and is a predicted model, not a curated record. NCBI's taxonomy places the organism in Eukaryota, Metazoa, Arthropoda, Insecta, Hymenoptera, Formicidae.
AUGUUUUUUUUUAUAAUGUUCUAUAUUUCUGAAAAAUGUUAAAACGAACAGAAAGACAGUCGAAAGCAGUAAAAAUAAUAUAGCUCGAUUCGUAAUGAUCUACGCUUUCACUAGCAUGAAAGGGGGAACCGCUUUGAUACUUGAUUUUGCGAUGUGUAGAACGACUUUACGCGGGAAGAACCAAGGUGGGAGGACUUUUCUCUUCCGUUUAUGCCAAACGAGCCGUGCGACUCUCACUUGCGAGACGUUAUUUCUCACGAGAAGAAGUCGAUUUUCGUCGACCACUUGUCAACGUUGUUCAAUUUGCGACAGUGACGCGGGCUCUUCCGGGUGUGAAACAGCGAAUUUGCGCGAAUAAUGAUUCCGGUGGACAUCAAAGUGACAUUUAAUCAAAAUACCCUUUCGGAAAGGGAAGAGACUGAAAGCGACGAAAUUUAACUGCGGAAGACAAUUCGUGAACGCAUUCGCGCAACGCUUGCAUCCGAUUAGAAUCGACGAUUAGGAACAUCUUCCGUGUUUUCUUCAUGUGAAAGCGACGUGAUAUCACGUGUGACUCUUACCUCGUGCAUUCGCAAAUAGAUUUUGGAUGGUCAUGCAUUAUGUAACGUCAAAUAAACAAGGUUUUAUUUGCAAGUUGUGCGAGUUGUGCUAAAUAAAUCCGAGAAGAGUGUAGUUUUUGAGAUUUCUCAAACACACAUCAGACGUGGAUGAGUUGGAAAAUUCAUAAAGAAAAAGAAGAAUUUCAAUGCAUUUCUUUUUGGAAUCAUGCGAAACGUUAGACCUUGCACGAAAGUACGCUGUUCUUCAGGUAAGACAGCAUCCACUACCAAAUGUAUAUGGAAGGGAAAAAGAAAGUGGAAGGGGUACCUUUCUCCAGAAGACUUACGACUGGAAACCAGCUUCUGUAAGAGAGCUCGUUCAUGUAACAGAGAAUCUAAAUGUAGUUAGUACAAUAUUGAGACUUGCAGAGAAUACAUCUCGCGAAAAUCUUUGAUAGUACAAGUUUGCACGUGGAUGCAUCGACUGCAAUUAGUGCUGCACCUAUAAGUGAAUCAGCAUUACCUAGUUCUAACGUGGGGCUCCCGAUGACAAAAUAAAGGCGACCCAGAAAGAUGACUGAAAAUUUAUCGGUUAAUGUUUCUGUAGAAGAUGUGGUGGAGAAACGAUUGCGUAUCAUUCUUAAGGAAGGUGCUGACACUCUGGUAAAUUACGAAUCUUUAAAACCAGAAUUGCCGCCGUUCUACGAUGAGAAAAAAUUCCGACUUGGUCAGCAAGCCUUUUACAAUAAUGUUUUCUCGAUGAUGAUUGCAAAACUUUGUGGUCUGGUAUCUCUCUUGGCUAUUUCGACCAUACUUAAAGUAGUUAGAUUCACCAAACAAAGCGGUACUCCUUGUAUGGCGUAUCGUAGAUAUGCGAUGACGAUCCUCCACACAUUCGUAUGGCACGAAAAGGAUCCUCAUGGCAAACCCAACGAAUUCUUGGAGUCCUUGAAGAUCGUGAGGAGAAAGCACUGUGUUGCAUUCCGACGAAGCACUGAGGCUGGCAUUCAUAAACCAACACAACUGGAUAUGGCACUCGCUCAAUUCGGAUUUAUCGGAUAUACUAUGAUAAGCGGGGAAUAUUUAGGAGUGAAAACUACUCCCGAAGAAAUGGAAGGUGUGGUGCAUCUCUGGAAAGUCAUCGGAAGCAUGCUCGGGAUGGACGACAAAUUCAAUCUCUGCACGGGAACGGUUGAAGAAACUCGCGCUUUAUGCCAAAGGUUAUUGGAAGAUAUAUUUAUACCCGCUCUGGCCAAAAAGAAUGAAUACUUUGAUGAAAUGGGCGACGCGAUGCUGCAGAGUCUCUGGCCCAUCAACUUUAAUAUCGACCCAAUAGCGUUCAUGACAUUCACACUUUAUCUGGCUUCUUCGACUGCGCGUAACAAUAAUCAUUCUAUCGAAAUAGAUUCUUCGACUAUGCCGUUUUACAGCUGGUACUUAUUCAAUCUGCAACAUUUUGUGCUAAAAUAUUUAAUGCGACCCGAUGCCUGGUGGUCCCCAUUUUUCCGUGCAAUUCUUAAUUUUUUAAUGCGUUUAUCGAUUUUUUGUUUGGAAAAAUAUCCUUUACUUGCUUAUUGGACCUUCGGGAAAGAAUACGCCGACGUUAAAAUCUUUCAUUAUCAUUUUGAUUGAAUGUUUAAUCAACGAAAUAAUAAUAAGGGGGAUAAUAUCGGUUUUAUAAAAUUAUAUUAAAAUUACGAGAGUCAAUGUAAAAAAGGUAUGUUAAUAUGUGUACAGAACCAAUUAUUAAUUUAUUUUUAUAUGUGUAUAUGGUGUAAUAAUUGUUUAUUGAGAAAAACUAAAGAAAAUACGUAUAUCGUACAUGUAUUCUUGAAAACAACAAUUGCGACCUUUAAAAGCUGUCAUAAAAGGGAAGCUUAAUAAUGUAUGUAUGUAAUUAUAGACUUGUAUAAUUGUAAUAAUUAUAGUUACCAAUAUAAUUAUAGUAAUGAUUGUCACUAAGAUAAAAUA